Molecule: messenger RNA, 5082 nt
Organism: Elgaria multicarinata webbii
Lineage: Eukaryota; Metazoa; Chordata; Lepidosauria; Squamata; Anguidae
Gene: TDRP
Product: testis development related protein
Exons: 5
Coding region: 132-761 (209 amino acids)
Biological process (GO): spermatogenesis
Cellular component (GO): nucleus; cytosol
Source: RefSeq, a predicted model, not a curated record
CAAACAUGGCAGCGGCCGCUCGGAGGCUCCGCGCUGCGGUGGCGGCUCUGACGACGACGAGGAGCAGUCACAGGAAUAAAUAAGACCCGUCCACUUCUCCUUUUCCUCCUCCUCCAUCCCACCUCCUAAUAAUGUGGAAACUCAACAAGAGCGGCAAAGUUCUCCUGGAUGAUUCUCCAGAGGAGGAAGAGAGCCAUCUGCAUGAUUCACCGCUUCCACCAUCACCAGCAGCCACCUUCUCAGCACAGAACAAGGAUCCAUAUCUUCAUGAUGAAGUUACAUCCUCUGUUUCACAGCUUGCAACAAAGGUUCAAGGUGCAGGUUUUCGGGGUUGGAAAGAAGUAACAUCCAUAUUCAAUAAGGAUGAUGAACAACAAUUACUAACAGGAUCUAAAUCUCCAAAAUCUAAAGGGACAAGCUUAAAAUCAAAAGACGAUGUGAAGUCGGAAAAGAAAGCUGGAUUUUGGGACAGUUUGGUGAUAAAACAAAACAUCCAAUCCAGGAAGCCAGAUGAGAUUGAGGGCUGGGAGCCGCCACAGCUUCCUGCCAGUGACCACCUCAGCGAUGCAGGAAAUACUUUAAGUGACUAUCCUCCAUCUUGGUCCGGCUGGGAAGAUGAAACCAAAGGCUCCACAAAAUACACAAACCUGGCAAGCUCAGGAAAUAGCUCAAGGUGGAGUAUCAAAUCAGCUGGAAGGUUGGUUAGCAUUAGGCGACAAAGCAAAGGUAACCUUACCGAUAACUGGGAAGAAUUAGAAUGAUACAAAGAAUGUGAAAUGUUCUAUAACUGAUAAUAGGUAACAUGAUUUAUGUAUAUCUUCAAACCAAAAUCAAACUGCUUAAUAUUGCACCUUUUUACAGAAGAAUAUUAUUCAAAUUGUUCAAUAGGUUGCUCACUUUACUGAAAGUUUUUUAGUCGCUUUGUUUUCCAUGCUGAACAAAGUCAAAUACCUAUUUUGUGCCUAUAUUUCAUACAUUCAUACUGUCUAGCAUCUUGGUUUGCUUUUUAAAAAAAACCUUAAUGAAUGUAUACACUGGUUGAAUAUUGACUGCCUUACUUAAGAACUUCACUAGUUUGAAGUUCUAGAUUUCUUGGUCUUUUGACAUCGUAAGUUUAUAUUUUGAAUGCUGUCCCUGUUAUGUAAAAAUUCUGAUUCUCAGCUGACACUGUGUUGUUUCAGCUUAAUACAUUGCUUUCCUUGUCCUUAGUAUGAACACAUGAUUCUCAGGAUGAAGUAUCAGAAAUCCUGCAUUUUCCCAAAGCACUGAGUUGUACAUGAAGCAUGAGAACUCCAGAUUCAUGUGCUUUUCUUCUUCCAUUACACAAACUUGAUAGAUAAGUAAAAUAAGGCUUCCACAUAAUAUACUGUUUGAUCUAUAAUUCUGCUAAAACAGGUUUGCAAUCAUCCCAAACUCAAUUUUGUAAACACCACUGAGGUGAAAGCUAAGGCCUGAUUUAUGUGUUCCCUAAGUGCUGUAUUAAACACCAGAAAUCGCUUCCAUGUGUUUGGGCUCCACAUUGCAGGAGUAACACAAGCAAGGGCUGAUCAGUUCGGUUACUUGGAUCACAGGGAUACUUCCCUUGCCAGUGCUGCCAUUCAACUGGAUCUUUGUCUACAUUACCACUGCAGCAUGAAGCCUGCCCACAUAGAAUGUAGAAAUCAGGCCUGAGUUUCAGAAAAUUCACCCCAUAUGUAAACCUUAUUCAUCAAUUUAGAGGCACUUUUCAACUUUUGGCAUCACCCCUUAAACUACAUGAUCCAUGUUUCUCUUUUGUAGGAUGUGACGAUCUCUCUGUGCUUUUUCAGGGUGACAAGAGGUUAAUGUUCUGUCUUUGCUGUGUACAAGGGUUCUUUUAGUAUGUGUAUUUGCUGUUAUGAGGUUUAGUCUUACUGGUUGCUGCUAAUUACUUCUUAUUACUAAAAAGGAACUAUGCAUUAUAAUGCACGUGGGAGAUUGGAAAUGUAUUGUAAAGUUUAGGGUCCCCCCUUAAAUAUUUUCACAUGUCCAUUUUAUUUAAAAUUGUCCAAUUUAUGGGAUUAAAGUGACAGAAGGACAUACUACUAUGAUAAGAGAAGAAAAACUUCCAGUACAUCAUUUGAAUUCUGUUUCAAUCAUCAAGGAAGAAAUGUAUCAGAUGCAUGUGUGUCUUUCUGCACCUGUCAUAGUCAAAUUCUAAUCUCAAACUGAAUGUUUGAUAUAUAAUACAAGAUCAUCUUUGAUAAUUUUUAAUGAUCAGAAUAACUGAGCAUCACAACCUUUUCUGUUCUCAUGAUGGCUCCAUCUACCAGUUUCCCUCAAGGUCUGGAGACCGAACUGGCUAAAAAUUAUCUUACAACAAAGUGUUAGAUCUUUGCAGAAGGAAUAGCAAUGCCAACACCACUUGGGGAAAGUAGCAAGCUGUAAGUAACAGAGGGAAUAUAGGAGACAGGAGCCACCAGAGAGCCAUCAGCUAACUACCACUACUAUUGAUUUGAAAUAUGAAGACAACAUUAAAAGUGCCUUGUUCUUUAAUAGUCCACCAUAUAAAUGCUCAGUAAGACAUUUUAACCACUUUCUUGCUGUUCCUUAUGUACACUUGCUUAAUUUCUGUCUUAAGGUUCUAGAAAAUGAAUGUUUAAUCCAAAAAUGCUAGUAUAUUUCUUCUCCCUCAGUUAAAAAUCUUUACUUGACACUCAUACUGAGCCUAUAUACCACUGUUUAUGUAAUAAUCUUAUUCAGCAAUAUGGACACCAAAAAGCGAAGUUCAAGAUUUGCUUCCAACAAUCAGCAGCUUUUAAAUGAAACCAACUAUUUUGUAACUAUGCAGAGGGUUUCAAUUUCAUACAUUCCCCCCCCCCCAAUUUCAUAGCCCAGGCCACAUAAAGACUUUACAAUACUCUCAUGUGGCGGAAUAAGGGAUUCCUACAGGCCUCAGAUAUAUUCGCCUCUCCCUUCCUCUCCAUAAACACACACAGGUUUCCCAGCCUCCUUCAGCAGUAUAAAUACUGUCCAAUGUCUUUGAACAGACAUAAUCCUUUCCCUUUGACCUCUUGCUACUCCUGCUCACUUUAAGAAACUCCUCUGCCAGCAAGAGUUUGUGUUCUACCUGCUUUUACAAAAAUUACAGGAUUCUGAGACUAGUCUGCCACAACUAGGGAGUGCUUGUGUAACAAGAGAAUUAUCCUGUUAUGUUCAAGUAGCCCACAACUUGGAUUGGGACUGUUAGCUACCUCUUUCUGCUUACUUUUUUCCCUCCCAGAGAGAAGUGUUUGAAAUUGGUAAAUUGGUGGCAUCUGUGCUGAUUUGAGGGAGGCUUGAAAACAGCAUAUCUUUUCAAACAUGUAAUAAUGAAGUUAUAUCUCAAACAUGAUUGCUGUGGAAAAAUUCAUUCUUUUGCUUUGGAGGGCUGGGAUUUUGAAGUAAAGUUACAACUGAACCUGUAGUGAACAUGAAGAUUUGUUUAGGCAAGUUAAAAAAAAUCAAGUGCAAGCCAGUCAAAGUUAACCACAGUUAAGCUCCAUUCAGUUUAAUGGAAGAGUUAAACGCAUGUUUAACUUUCUCCCAUUUGAAUGCGGUAGGACUUAACACUGCUUAACUUUGACUAGUUCAUGCCCUGUUUUUAAUUUUAAUUUUUUGGUCUUAGAUGUAACUGCAGAAUAUAGCCAUUUUCUUUAUGCAAAGAAUUCUUGAGUUUACCGUUUAUGGAGGACCUUCAUACAGAAGGAGCAGAAGUGUGAUAUGUUGGCACUGAAUCUGACAUGGAAAGAACUCACCCAAAUGAUAGCGGAGCAGAGUCAGGAACUCAGUGUUUACUACUAGUAGGAGUUUUUAUACUGUGACAAGUAGAGGUUCUGCCAUUCACAUUAUACUGCCAAGUGCCUGUACUUCACCUUGAUGACUUUCUUGUGGUACACAGUUUAAUUCCAUGUGGAAGUAAUAUUCACACAUGUGUGCUGUGUUUAGAUAGCCAACAAAGGAUAGUGUUAUGAAGCUGAAGCUUACUGUAAAACUAACAUCCAAUAUUCUGGAUCCUACAUGUUGGCUUAGAUUGUUGUAGCGUAAGUAACAGGCUUGUGCUACUGAUGUGACCUUCUGCCUAAAAAGCAGGACAUUUCGCUAGUUCUGCCCUACUUUUCAGAAGACUGUUCCUUUUGCUGCUCACAGUCACUUGACAGGCAAACCUUUGCUACAGCCUCCACUCAAGACCUGUGGAUCAUAAGGCAUGCCUAGCCCUGCUUCCUCCUUGACCUUCACCAUUGCAUAUGUUGCCACGAACAGUGACUCUGAGGCAAGCAUCAGUAGCCAGCUGCCUUCUAGAUCUCUUCCCAAGCACUGGACGUGGUGUGGUGUGGUGGUAUUGCCUUCUUAUUUGGUCUUAAUACUGGAUCCUGUGGUGGAUGGCAGAUCCAUAGAUCAGACCCCAAGUAGGCUUUUGAGAUAUAAAGUACAGUCUGAUUUAUUUAAGCUAUAAAAGAUUUAUUUUUAGAAAAAAUGGAACACAAUCCAUCAAAAGUUAUGCACUUUCAUACCUCAUUGAUUUCUAUAGUGUUUAAUACUUUUUACUCUCUCAUCGAAGUCAAUGGGAUAUAAGUGUCCUUCACUCUGGCAGGAUCGUGCCCAUGUUUUCCUAAAGAAUAAUUGUUUAAUUUUAAUGGCAGUAAUUAAAAUUUAAUAUAAUUUAUUGUUGUGCUUUUGUAGAAUUAUUUGUUUGAAAGAGGCUUGCCUUUUGUGGUCUUUUAUUUGUUUGGCAAAUUUUUAUUCUCUCUAUCCUUUUAAAGUAUCGCUAUCUAGAGAUGUGUGGGCUUGUUUUCUUCUUCUUCUCUUCUUUUUUGCUUUGUAACUAUUUGAUUUUAUGUCCACUGGUUUUAAAGAAGAUACCAUUGCGAUUGUAUUCUGAGAUUGCACAAUGUAAUGAUUCAAAUACUGUUUAUGUUGCCUUUUCACUGCACCUAUGCAUAAUUCUUGGCUUGAACUCAAUGAAGUUGAAACGCUUUAUGUGGCUGUAACUAGUCACUUAAUGCUCACGUGUUUCCUUUUCUCUGGUAUUUUAUUAGUUUCACUUCAGAAAUAUAGUAUUUUCACAGAUGAAUAAAAAAUUAG